Molecule: messenger RNA, 3401 nt
Organism: Temnothorax curvispinosus
Lineage: Eukaryota; Metazoa; Arthropoda; Insecta; Hymenoptera; Formicidae
Gene: rho-6
Product: protein rhomboid-like
Exons: 6
Coding region: 267-1316 (349 amino acids)
Cellular component (GO): membrane
Molecular function (GO): serine-type endopeptidase activity
Source: RefSeq, a predicted model, not a curated record
UUGUGAUCGCGAUAGAUACUCGUAGAGAGCGGAGACUCUGAAUAUGUAUUAUAAUUAUCAAAUAAAGCCCUCUCGAUGUUUGUUCGUUACGCUUAUUUGCGACUUGAUGAUGUUUUUCUCGCGUUAAUUUUCGAUCGCCGUAUAGUAAAAUGCGCGUCAUGUACGAUUAACAUCGCGAAUGACUGUUGAGUGAACUCUAUGAAAAGACAAGACAAGAACGAUUAAGGAAGGAUUAAGAAAGAAGGAGCAGGAGGAGGCCUCGGACGAUGAACGGGAAGCAUCGGACGUCGACGAAGCAACUCAGGGGGCCGUCCGGACUCCCGGAGCGGACGCUCUCCCGAGGCAGCCGAAGUCGGCCGUUGACAGUGACAUCAUGGAGUGAUUCGAUCGACUUCGCAGCAGAUACCGAAAUGGACGCCGAGGCAGCGUUGCUGGAAAACUCGCCGACUUUGUCGACGAUCUCGUCGGAUUCUACGGAUGCGACGUACUCGCCCGGACCCGGUUCGCCCUAUUCCCCGGAAUCGCCAAUCAUCGUCACAUCCUCCUAUAAAAAAAAACGUGACGAUGAAGUCACGCCCAGACCAACGCCCAGAUAUCCACUGCCAUCCAGGAAGCCGAGCUUCCGGAUACGACCGCCCUACCUCAUGAUCUGCAUCAGUAUCAUCGAGAUAACCGUCCACUGCCUGGGAGACGAAGCGACGUUGCGGAGAUGGCUGGUCUACGAUCCCCGUCAGAGGGUGCAGGGCUGGAGGUUUGCCUCCUACAUGUUGCUUCACUCGAACGCACUUCACCUCGCACUCAACGUGGUCAUUCAGCUGGUCCUGGCUACUCCACUCGAGGUGGAGCAAGGACGAAUAGGAGUGGCGACAAUCUACCUGGGCGGCGGAGUCUGCGGCGCUCUGGGAGCGUCGCUUCUGCAACCUAGUCUUUACCUGGUCGGCGCUUCGGCAGGUGUUUACGCGCUGCUUACGAGUCAUCUCGCUCACCUCUACCUGUGUCACGGCGAGCUGCGCUACGCCGGCUGGCGUCUCGGGGCCGUCUUGCUGCUGGCCGGCGCGGACGUCGCGUCGCUGCCCAUCCCGGCUCUGCUAGGAUGCGGCCGGGUCGGCUGGGCGGCGCACGUCGCGGGCGCGCUGGCGGGCCCGCUUCUGGGCCUGGCCGUGUUCCCGAAUCAGAGCAAGAAGGACGCCCGGGGCCGCAGGUUCGUGCGGUACGUGCGGCUGCUGUCGGCCGUGAGCGUGAUGCUGCUGAUCGUCGGCGCCAUCCUCGGCAACGUCUACCUGAUCGCCCUGCCGCAGCUCAGGAAGCCGUCCUGACAGAGGAUCGAGAUGCUCGUCAAGCUCUGCAGGCGGUCCUUCCUGAUCGUGAAGAUCCGGGAGGCCGCCGAGAGCGUGUUCGAGUAGGCCCGUGCGGGCUCCGCGCGGGAUCCGCGCGAUCGAUCGCGUAACUGCCGGUGGACCUUUCCACUCCUUACCUCUCAGAUCUCACGUGAAUCUCGUGCAAUCCAAUCUCCAUCAUCUAUUAGACACGAAAAAAAUCAGGCUGAAACGACGCGCGAUCGUGACUCUAGGUAAUCCCCGUGAAAAUACGUUCACGUUUCAUUCCAGAGGGGAAGAUCGUGUGAUCGGUAUACUGAUUGUGAGGCGUUUGUGAAGGAACUUGAGCGAGCAUUGCGCUCGGUGAGUCGGUAGGAGGAAAACACCGAGGAUUCGCGAAUGUUCGUCGAAUAUUGGUUCGUGCUACUCGCUGCCAUUAGAAUUUCUAGAAUCUCGACGACUCGUUAGACGAAAUAUGCGGUAGAAUCGUGCAAGUACUCGAAGGCGACUCUGCGCGCCCGAUACUUUGAUAAAUUUGAUAUUACGAACAUUGGUGAACGUUGUGACUUUUUCUACGGAGAUAAGAUGUUUAAAACUGCCGACUACCACCCUGCCGAUAGAAUCGGAUUGUACAUGUAACCAUUUAACAAUUCUGAUUUCUCGUUAUAUCGAUCUCGGCGAAUAAGAUGAAUUACGAAAGUGUGAAAUGUGUGUAGUACAAUAAAGGUAAGAAAAAAUUUUCCCGUAAAAAAAAAAAAACAAUGUGUGAGGUUGAAGCGACAAUGCGUUGACGGUGCGAUGUAAAUCAGUCCAGCAGUGGCAAAUGAUUAUUGUAGAAUGUGAAAAGUAAUUUAUUUAAAUAAACGCGCAGAAAGAUAUUGUUAUGGUUCGCGUGGUAAAAACCGCAAUUUCGAGUACGUUAAAGCUAGCACGUCGCAAUGUUGAAGAUAAUGGGAUGAUACCUUCAUUCUUUCAAUUAUUCAUAUUAACAAUUUAGCGUGUACGAGAUGUGUAAGAUGAUGUAUAAAAUAAAAGCGAUCAUAUUACUACCGUAAAUGUGUUACGAUAUAACGAAAAUUUUAAUAAUGGCAAGAUAAAUGUAUCGAUCGUUAAUAAAGCAAAGUUUAAACAAUGUGCGACUGAUCUCGAGCUGCGAAAGCAUAUAAAUUCUCCGUACAAACUAAUUCGGUGUUGUAGAAAUAACAUCCUAAUCCCGAGUCAUCUUUCGACGUUAUCAUAUAGAGCGAGAAGGUAACGAAAUAAUUACGGAAUCCAAAUUGAAUUCCUCUUCACGUUAAGCCAGAGUCCUGCCAUGUUUUCCGAUAAGUGUGCAAGAGAUCUUUUAUAGCGUAAUUAUAUAGCGCAAAGAUAAUCGCAUUUCUAUUUACAAAGCUGUAAGACUUGCGAGAAAUAUUUAUAGCGUAGCGUAGCGUCUUUACUCACGAUAUGCGGUAUUUGUUAAGAGAGUUCGUGUGCGUAUACAUCAAUUUUCGAUCCGGCUUGUUGUUUCUCUCUGCUUCAAUUUAUCAUAGCUAACGAUCGACGCGACGCGACGCGUCGAACGGUAACAUAAAUUAUCGUUAUUACAACUUGAAUUAACAGCUCGGUUAAACUUAUGCUCAUCAGAAUUCUCUAAUAAACAAUUAGACGAAGGUAAGGAGCUUGAAAUGACGAUUGUAGUUCGCUUCACAAAAUGUCUAAGCGAUUUAACCGAUAGCUUCUAUAUACUUAAUUUGAAUAUAUCCCUAGUCACUUUUAAAGUUUGUUAAUAUCUGAGAAGCCGUUAAGAAAAUUCCAUUUCGCGGUGACGCGCGGGCAGAGAAAUAUUAGUGCCGAAAUAAAUUAAUAAUCGUGCGUAACGCGCAAGCAUGUAACGAUAUAUAGAGCAUAAUGCCGUAUGUGAGACAAAGUAAUGUGUUCUCCCGGACAGUUAAUCGUAUAUCGUAUACUCGUAUACCUACUUGUUUAUUAAUGUUACAUGAGACGAACUGGCUGUGAUUAUGUUAGUGUUAUCGUCGACAUGAUUACACAUUACUAAAUCUUGUAAAUAUAAAUUAUUAAAUAUAAAUAUAUGAUUACACACAA